AAGCAUUUGCUUAUUCUUUCAUAAUCCCUUUGAAAAGUGUAAUCGAAACCAACUUUACAAAAUGGGUUCUUUAGGCACAACGAUGAAACCCCAUGCCGUGUGCAUUCCAUACCCAGCACAAGGCCACAUAAACCCAAUGCUGAAAUUAGCAAAGCUUCUUCAUUUCAAAGGCUUUCACAUCACUUUUGUUAACACGGUUUAUAACCACAAACGCCUUCUCAAAGCAAGAGGUCCUGAUUCCCUUAACGGCCUUCCCUCUUUUCGUUUUGAAACCAUCCCUGACGGUCUACCUGAAGUUGAUGUGGAUGCCACACAGGAUAUUCCCUCCUUGUGUGAGUCCACGAGACGAACAUGUUUACCUCACUUCAGGAACCUUCUUUCUAAACUCGGUAAUGACCCAGGUGUUCCUCCUGUGACUUGCAUAGUUUCUGACGGUGUCAUGAGCUUCACCCUUGAUGCUGCUCAAGAAUUGGGCAUCCCUGAGGUUUUGUUUUGGACCACUAGUGCAUGUGGCUUCAUGGGUUACGUACAAUAUAGACAACUCAUUGAAAAAGGCUUAACCCCCCUCAAAGACUCAAGUUAUAUCACGAAUGGGUAUUUGGAGACUACCAUCGAUUGGGUGCCAGGGAUCAAAGAAAUUCGAUUAAGGGAUAUUCCGAGCUUCAUCAGAACCACGGAUUCAGACGAUCUUAUGCUUGAUUUCUUGACGUUGGAGUGCAAGAGGGCUCAGAAUGCUUCUGCAAUCGUUUUGAACACGUUUGAUGCCUUAGAGCAUGACGUGUUGGAAGCGUUCUCUUCCCUUUUGCCUCCUGUUUAUUCGAUUGGUCCCUUGAAUUUGCUAUUGAAUGACGUCACUGAUGAGGGCUUGAAAGCAAUCGAGUCCAACCUUUGGAAGGAGGAGCCAGAGUGUUUGGAAUGGCUAGACACCAAAGAACCCAACACUGUGGUUUAUGUGAAUUUUGGGAGCAUCACUGUUAUGACAAGUGAACAGUUGAUUGAGUUUGCUUGGGGUCUAGCAAACAGCAACAAAAUCUUUCUGUGGGUUAUAAGACCGGAUCUUGUGGCUGGGGAAAACGCAGUUUUGCCUCCAGAGUUUGUGACAGAGACAAAAAACAGAGGACUUUUGUCAACUUGGUGUCCGCAAGAGGAGGUGUUAACACAUCCUUCAAUUGGAGGGUUUUUGACUCAUAGUGGUUGGAAUUCAACGUUGGAAAGUGUGUGUGGAGGUGUUCCAAUGAUAUGCUGGCCUUUCUUUGCGGAGCAACAAACUAAUUGCCGUUUCUGUUGUAAGGAAUGGGGAAUUGGGUUGGAGAUUGAAGAUGUCAAGAGGGACAGUGUUGAGAGGCUUGUGAGGGAGUUGAUGGAUGGUGAAAACGGUAAGAAGAUGAAAGAGAAGGCGUUGGAAUGGAAGAAGUUGGCCGCAGAUGCUGCUGCUGCUCCAAAUGGAUCUUCGUUUGUUAAUUUCGAGAACAUGAUUCGGGAUGUUUUCCUGGGAAAAAUUGUUUAACUACUCCUUUGUUGUAUGAACGUUAAUCUACGAACGAGCCAUUGGCUCACUAGCACAAUUUUAAAAAAAACUAUCAGACGGUUGAGGUUAUUG
Molecule: messenger RNA, 1600 nt
Organism: Abrus precatorius (Indian licorice)
Lineage: Eukaryota; Viridiplantae; Streptophyta; Magnoliopsida; Fabales; Fabaceae
Product: 7-deoxyloganetin glucosyltransferase-like
Exons: 2
Coding region: 62-1507 (481 amino acids)
Molecular function (GO): UDP-glycosyltransferase activity
Source: RefSeq, a predicted model, not a curated record